Messenger RNA from Haliotis rubra (blacklip abalone), 1359 nucleotides. Its product is annotated as mitotic spindle assembly checkpoint protein MAD2A-like. Gene Ontology annotation, cellular component: nucleoplasm; kinetochore; cytoplasm. Gene Ontology annotation, biological process: mitotic spindle assembly checkpoint signaling. Lineage: Eukaryota; Metazoa; Mollusca; Gastropoda; Lepetellida; Haliotidae. The record is from RefSeq and is a predicted model, not a curated record. The coding region runs from base 27 to 632 and encodes 201 amino acids. The transcript is spliced from 5 exons.
GCUGUGGUUGCAGCGGGAGUUCAAACAUGGCGGGUACUAAAACACAGAAUGCGAUAACUUUGAAGGGAUCUACUGAAAUUGUCACAGAAUUCUUUGAGUAUGGCAUCAACAGUAUACUAUAUCAGCGAGGAAUCUACCCACCAGAAUCCUUCACUCGAGUUCAAAACUAUGGCUUGACCUUGCUUGUGACAACUGAUGAUGAUCUUAAGAAAUACCUCACUGAAGUUAUUGGUCAAAUUAGAGACUGGCUGCUUGGUAUGACAGUGCAGAAGCUAGUUCUUGUCAUCAAGAGUGUCUACACAAAUGAGGUCCUGGAGAGAUGGCAGUUUGAUGUUGAGUGUGAUAAGACAGUGACUGCUGACACUAAAAAGGAUAAAUCAGACAAAGCAAUCAAAGAAGAAAUUCGCUCUGUUAUCAGGCAAAUAACAGCGUCGGUUACAUUCCUCCCGCUUCUAGAAAGUGCUUGUGUGUUUGAUAUCCUGGUGUACACAGACAAAGACAUGGAUGUGCCAGAAGCAUGGGGAGAAUCAGGGCCUCAUUUUGUGGUGAAUUCCGAGGAAGUCCGACUAAGGUCUUUUUCUACAUCUAUACAUAAAGUUGAUGCCAUGGUAGCAUACAAGAAAACAGACUGAUUCUAUGUCCAUUACUACAGGAAUGAUUUUCCUGUCACUAUAUGCUGAUGUAAACCCAAGAACUGUGAAGGCUAGUUAAUGAAGCAUCUAUGAAGAUUGUUUCAGGCGUGCUCACCAUCCACUUGUCUGAUGGGCCAUGUAACAGGCAGGACUAGCAUGGACAAGAUGUGUUAAUGGAAUGAAGUAGCACUCGUAUUCUGUUCCAGUACGAGUAACAGAGAAUAACUGAAGCACAUACAAGCUCAUGCUACAGUGUCCACAUGUCACCAUUGAACAAUAUGUCAUGCUGUCCAUGACAUCUGAGGUCUUGCAGAUUGCUGUGCAGAUUUGCAUCCCUUCUUUUUGCCAGGAUUUGCUGAAAUGCCACCAUUAUUUUAACAGACUUCAGCCAGUUGUGAUCAUGAACCAAGACCACUUUAAUGACAUUAUGCAAAGUGGUAAUGCCCUGGGUUCAGGGCAUUUACUCUCACAUUACAUGCCGUCAUACCAGAAUUCUGUUCAACUCCGCAUUAAUUUCAGCACCUAUUACUUUAACAGGGUUGUGUAUUCAGGUCAUUCCUGUCAUCUGUCAUUUAUCAGUCUAAUUAUGGUAAUGCCAGAACAGUUUAUCUACAUUUGUUCUCUACAUAUAGGAAAGCCAAUGUCCGUUCAUGCAAACAUUAUAAUCUUGAUAUUAUUUGUGCUUCAGUGCAUGUACAUCAAGGCUUAAAGAAAAUUACCUCUUUCA